Molecule: messenger RNA, 570 nt
Organism: Telopea speciosissima
Lineage: Eukaryota; Viridiplantae; Streptophyta; Magnoliopsida; Proteales; Proteaceae
Product: secreted RxLR effector protein 161-like
Exons: 3
Coding region: 1-570 (189 amino acids)
Source: RefSeq, a predicted model, not a curated record
AUGGCUAGACUUGAAGGAAUGCGAAUGUUUCUUGCACUUGUAGCCUAUAGAGAUUUUAAGGUAUUCCAAAUGGAUGUCAAAUUAGGAUUUUUAAAUGGAAACCUUGAAGAGGAGGUUUACAUAAAGCAACCAGAUGGAUUUAAGCUAUGUGAAGAUACUACAAUGGUUUGUAAACUGAGAAGAGCAUUGUAUGUGGUCAAUGUAGAUGAUAUCAUCUUUGGUGUACACAAGAAUGAGCUAUGUAAGGAGUUAGCUAACAGGAUGGAGAAGGAGUUUGAGAUGUCCACGCUUGGAGAAGUGGCAUUCUUUCUUGGUUUACAGGUGAAGCAACUGAAAUCAGCUGUUUGUAUGGUUGCUAGGUUUCAAUCAAGUCCCAAGGAGACUCAUGUUGUUGCUGUAAAGAGAAUUCUCAAAUAUUUGAAAGGAAGUAUGGAGCAUGGCCUUUGGUAUCCUCGAAAGAAGAAUUUUGAGCUGACAGCCUACUCAAAUGCUAAUUGGGAAGGCUGUGUUGAUGACCGGAAGAGCUCAAGUGGAGGAGCAUUUUAUCUUGGAGAAAGUCUAGUUGCUUGA